Molecule: messenger RNA, 1306 nt
Organism: Saccostrea cuccullata (small rock oyster)
Lineage: Eukaryota; Metazoa; Mollusca; Bivalvia; Ostreida; Ostreidae
Exons: 2
Biological process (GO): DNA integration; DNA recombination
Molecular function (GO): DNA binding
Source: RefSeq, a predicted model, not a curated record
AUUAAUUAACAAAUAUCGGGCUAUUGCUCUGUGACACCAGUAUAGGGCGUUGUUUUUCUCGAAUAUUUUUAUAUCGACAGCCAUGGAUGACGGCUGCGAUUUUUUGUUAUCCCAAUUUUUAGAUACGGUAGAAACGGAAAUCAAAAUUGAAAAUUCUGUAGGCCAGUUAGGAAACCUAAACAUUUCACAAUUAAACGAUGGGUACCUCAAGGAAGAAGAUUCUACACCUAUGGAUUUUCAGACUAUAAAUUUUGACUUAGGUAUUUUCUCGCGGGAGAAUUCAAUAGAUCAAAAUGAUGGUGACAUGAAAAUGGAAACUUUUGAAUGUGUUGGACCCAACGAAUCACAGAAUAGAAGGUUCGCUGAAGCUGUGUCGGAUGAUGAUUUGCGGCAGCUGAUUGACUCUCAGACAAAUCCUAAUACGCGGAGAAAUACGAAAUGGUGUGUUGAAAUGUUUAAUAAAUGGCGCGCAUCUCGAGAUAAUGUACCUUACAUGAAAGAAAUGAAUGCAGAAAUGCUGAAUUACUGGUUACAACGCUUUGUGUUGGAGGUACGUAAACAGGACGGCAGUGAAUAUCCCCCGCGUACUCUCUACUUCAUUGUUUGUGGAUUACUGCGUCAUUUGCGAGAGGAAAACGUCCAUGACAUGAAUUUUCUUGAUGAACAUGAUCACCGUUUUGCCGUUUUUCGUAAAGUUCUGGACGCCCGUAUGAAGGAAUUGUUAUCAAAAGGCUUAGGCACCAAAGUGAAACAAGCUGAUCCAAUUUUGCCGGACGAUGAAGAAAAAAUCUGGACUAAUGGAGUAUUCGGGUCACACUCUUCUCAAGCUCUACAGUACACAGUUUUCUUCUAUAACUGUAAGAUAUUCGGUUUGAGGGCCUUUGACGAACACAGAAAUCUGGAGUGUUCCCAGUUUGAAAUUGGGCAAGACGAGCAAGGAAAAUUUAUUCGAUUUACGGGCAGAUCAUCUAAGACUUACAAAGGGGGGCUGAAACAUCUGCAGCUUACCAAUAAAGAUUUGAAACAUUACUGCCAAGAAGGUGAACGGUGUCUAGCAGAUUUCUAUCGUACCUACCUCGAAGCUCUCAAUAAUGAUGGACUUUUUUACCGCCGUCCCUUAGCUGUUGCAGGUCCUGUAUGCGUGCGAUAUGGCGAACAUGUGCUGGGAGUUAACAAACUAAAGGGCCUGAUGAAGGAAAUUACAGGAAAAGCAGGACUGAAGGGAAACUUUACCAACCACUCGGGCAAGAGGACAUGUGCUACUCAGUUAUACCACGCAGGGAUCGACGAGCAGGAAAUCAUAACA